Messenger RNA from Durio zibethinus, 401 nucleotides. The record is from RefSeq and is a predicted model, not a curated record. Lineage: Eukaryota; Viridiplantae; Streptophyta; Magnoliopsida; Malvales; Malvaceae.
GCUAAUAGUAUUUUUAUUUUCUUUCACGUAAGAAAAAUUUUCUUGGUUGGGAUAUGGACUCGUCUGAGAAAGAGGGAAGUGGGGCAACGGGCUCUCUUCCCCCUCCCCCGCCUCUGCCCCCCAAUGUGGUACCAAUCAAAGCAGAAUCUGAGCCUGCAAAGGAGGUUUCACGUGUCCCAAUGGCCGGGAAAGCUUCGCAGUUGGGGACUUUCCUGAAGUUUGAUGAGGCUCCUGAGACAUCCUCAAGCCGUAGUGGGGCGACUGCUCCUGAGACAUCCUCAAGCCGUGGUGGGGUGACUGCUCCUGGAGCCACACCUGUUCGGCAGCUGCCGUGGUUGAACAGGACUGUCGCCGAUUCUAUGUUCUUCUGCUGAGACCUUCGGACCAUGCUUUCUAUAGGC